Falco peregrinus (peregrine falcon) is the source of this 7995-nucleotide messenger RNA. RefSeq names its product SR-related CTD associated factor 8 (gene SCAF8). Gene Ontology annotation, molecular function: RNA binding. Gene Ontology annotation, cellular component: nucleus. The record is from RefSeq and is a predicted model, not a curated record. The transcript is spliced from 14 exons. Lineage: Eukaryota; Metazoa; Chordata; Aves; Falconiformes; Falconidae. Bases 4005 to 7331 code for a protein of 1108 amino acids.
UGAUAAUUUACAAUUUUUCACUAGGUAUAAAGUGUUGAGUAGUUCUUGUACGCUGUGGAAGAGUUGUGUUUAUAGUACGUGAUCUGUACAUCAGUUCUGCAUUAUACAAGUAGUGUUCGAUUAUAAUACACCUCAAAUUCCUUAUUCAGUGUUCUACUUCAUCUCUAUGAAUGAACUAAUAAUGUAUGUAUUGUUAGUCCGUUGAAGCUUUUACUCAAAGGUUAUUUAGGCUGCUUUGCAGAAAUAGCAUGUCGUUUUAAAAUUUCCUGGUGUUUUUUUUUUUUUAAAUAUAACAUUGGUGCUACCAUACCUAUUGUGUCCUUUUCCCAAGGUUUGAGGAUUUCUCAAUCUAGCUAUUAUAGAAAAGUGCAUAUUAAUAUAUAUGUAUUAAUGGGCAAUCUUACUUUUGCAAUGAUAAGUUUUGGGAAUAAUAAUUUUUCUUUAAUGGUGUCUCAGCACCAGUAUCAUCUGCCACCCGAGUCCCACUUCUCAAUAGCUGAAGACCGUGAGUCAUAAUGAUAGAAUUUUAUUAUUAGAGUCUACUUCCAUUUAAUUAUAUAAUUAAUUGUAUAAUUUUUCUCACUAGACAUGGCAGCCUUAAUAAAGCAAGUGUUACAAAGGCGUUAUUUACUUCUAUAGGAAGCAUCUGCAUUGGUGUUCUAGCUUCAGUCAGGAGCAAGCUUUUGAGGUUAAACUUCUGAUGGUUUGUGUACCACACGUCAUUUCACAUUGCAGAGCAAUCUUGAAGGCAUAAAGUAGAUUCAUUUAGAUUAAGCAAAAGCAAAAGGUAUGCUGCAGCUGCUAGCGAGUACUCAGUGCAGGGCCUGGCUUGAGCUGCUUCAAAUUAACUAGUAACAAAGUCCAAAUAGCAUUGCCAAAUAAAAUAAAAACUACAAACCAGAUUCUUUUUAAGAGAAAAAGUUUUGGGAACGCUUUGCUUCCUGACAGCAAAUCUAGAUCUUUUUUAGUGAUCUUCCAGGAUACUCUGAAGUUCUUGAGUUGUGUGCAUUUUAGAGAGCUCACAGUAAUUUUAUAUUUAACACAAAAUGCUUCAACUACAGAUGACGGUACUGUUAGAGAUACAAGUAUCAAACCCCAAGGUGUCAGAACAGUACAAUGAACAGUAACACUAGACUGUUAACACUUUUCGAGUACCAGACAUACAGUUGCUUAAUCUCUGGGGUUCUAGUCUCUAUAAGAAAAUAAGUUGUUCACAAGUAUACUUAUAUCAACAGAGCUGAGCCAGCAGAGUGCCCUGGCAACUAAGAGGGCCAACAGCAUCUCAGCUGUGUGACCAGGAGUAUAGCCAGGUGAUUGAUGGAAAUGAUCGUUCCAUCUAGACAUCCCUCUACUCUAGACUGCAUCUGGAGUAUCACAUCCAGUUUUGCCACCCCUGCCCCUGUGCAGGAAAGACGUUGACAGACUGGAGUGAGUUUAGUGGAGGACCACCGAAAUGGUCAUGGCUGGAGCAUUUGCCCUCUAAAGGAGCACAGCUGGUUCAGCCUGGGGCAAAGGCCCCCUGGCACCUACAGGAAGGUUGGCAAGAAGAUGAAGCCAGGUUUUUCACAGCACAGCAUAGCAGCAGGACUAUAGACAAGAGACAGAAACUGAAACAAAAGGUUUUGGGGUGGGUAUAAGGAAAACCUUUUUUCCCAUGAGGACAGUCAUGGUUUGCUUGGAAAUAGAUUGCUUGGAAAGAUUAUGUAGUCUCAGUUGUUGGAAGCUAAGAUGUUUCCAAGACUCAGCUGGGUCAAGCCCAGAGUAACCUAAUCUGAGCGCACAGAUAAGUUUACUUUGAGCAGAAAGCUGGACUGAGACCUACUGAGGUCCCUUUCAACCUGGACUGCCCUGUGAUCCUAAGAUUUAUGAAGAAUGGGCAGAACGGGUACUGGCAUCUGGUGGACAUUGACGAAGCAUUUUUACCAUCCUGAACAUGUUAAAAAAACCUGCAGCAGCAAAAUUAGAGAAUCUAGCAAUUCCUGAAGGCAAUAAUUAGAAAUAUUGAGUAGUUUCUGUAGAAGAUACUGAACAGACCUAUAGCAGAGUUCAGAGAAUGGAGGAUGGGGCCAUGGUGUGGGUAUAGAAAUACUUACAUGCUUGUAGGCACUGUCCAAAAGGCAAAAGUUGUGAGUUGGCAGACAUAAAAAAAGACAGUUUUUAUGAUAAAUAAACAGUAAGCAUCAUGCUCUAAAGAAAACUGCUUGGUUCUCAUUCAUUGAUAUAAUAGUGGUAAGUUGGAUAACAUAAAUAGUGCAGGCAGAUAUUUCUGGUGAAUACAUAAGUGUCCAUCUUCUUUAAAAAAAUCCCUAUUUUUAAUAAAUUUGGCAGUUCUUCCAAUCCUUUGUUUUCAAGCUCUUCAGUCUCUCUAGUAUCUUGUGGAAGUAAGUUGCACAAAUUAAUAUGCAUUACAUGAAAAAGUCCUUCCAUUCGUCAACAUCAAAUGUGUGUAUUUCGUGAUCUUGCUACAUGACCAUAUAUAUCCUUGUGUUCUGGUAGAGAUUUAUUUUUUUAUCAACGCUUCCUUUAUGUUUAUGUACUACUCCUUUUAAUUACGAAAGAGAAUAUGCGAAUAUGCUGAUCCUUAAGAAUAAUUUUGUUUCCUUUGGAAUAAAAAGCUUUUUUUCAUGUCUUUAAUCAUUCCUUUGUUGCUUUUUCUGAACUUGUUCUCUUUUUAGAUAAAGUGACAGGUGUAGCAUUCACGGAAAGUUCUUUUUGUGUGUGUGUGUGUGUGUGUGUGGUGGGUUAACCUAGCUAUCCUCAUAGUUCUUUUAAUUUCUAUUGCUUUAUUGUAGACAGUAUUCUGUUACAGUUUAUUUAAAAAUCAUGAUCUUUCAGUUAAGAUUUUUCCUUUUAUCUGCUAUGUUGUUUAAAACAAAUUUAAACAAAAAUCACACUGCACAUUUGACUACCUUGGUUGAAAGUUCUUUUGAUAUUCUCUGGCCCCAGUUUAAGUAAUCUUUUUGCAUAUGAUAAAUUGUUGACUACUUCCCAUUUGUUCCUUUUCUCAGACAAUUAAACAUAUUCUUUUAUCUUCCUUUCUAGUUGGUCAUGAUGGAAGAUACAUGAUGAUUAAUAGUAUUUUACAAUGAGACUGGUUGUUUUUCUAAAAUACAUGUUUUAUUCAGAGCAGCAGAAUUUUGCAGAUACUUACUUGAAAAUAUUCUACCAAUAUGAAAAAAAUAUAAAAAGAAGGUGGCCACCUUGUUUUAAAUGGCUUGGAUAUAUAUGAUGAAAGUUAUUCUGGAUUUUAGCAUCCCAUCUCACUUAAGUUUGAUGGUCUGUAUUUCUGUUAUGUUUUCUCAGAGAUAGAUUCAGUCCUGCUUUCAUGUAUAUUUGGUUAUUUCAUUGGGAAAAUAAUUCUAAAAAUUCAUGAUUGAUCAGUCUCUUAGUUACUUAUGCUUUGUUCUUGCUGGACUCCAGUAAUUGAGAGUAAGUAGAACAUUCUGAGAAAGAAAAUGGGCCACCAAAGACAUUAUUGCCUUGGUAUUUUGAAGUGACUGUCCCGUGUUCUCAUCCUCUUGGUUUUUUCUUCUGAGAUCAGGGUUUGAGAAGAAGUUAUGGCAGUUUUCAGUACAGCAUUAAGUCUACUUUUUCAGAAAAAAUCAAAGGUAUAAAUAUGCAUGGACACGGGUUUGAUAGCACUGCUCUAUCAAUUAAUAGUUACUCAGUGACUAAUAACGUUUGUUCUGUUUCUUCAUGCUUGUUCUUUGUUUUGUUUUCAAGAAAGUAAAAUGCUACUGAAAUGCUUCUGGGCUGUUUAAAAAUUAAUAAAGAAAACAAACUUUUUUUGGUUCAGCAGAACUACAGCAUAGACAUUCUUACAGUUAAAACAAGAAGUUUAUCCAAGUUUUUCUUUUUCCCUGUCAGAUACCUUUCUUUUUAUCCACCUAGAGGCUUAUUCCUCUUACAUGAUAACUGCUAGCUUUGAUUAUUUUUUUUUUUGCAGACUGUGUGAGAAGUUGUUUUGAAGGAGCAGUGUAUUUGAAGGAAUUCAUGUUGUCUAAAUGGCAUGUGUGUGUGAAAAUACAGCAAUUCUUUGUGAAAAGCUGAUGGACAGGUUUGACUUUGGGGAAGAAUCUGAACAAAAUGAAGAGCCUAAAAAGGAAACUCCCACUUCCCAACUACCUUUAGUGCCAGAAUCUGUGAACAACUCACUUUUUCACCAACUAGCUGAACAGCUACAGCAACAAAAUUUAGAACAUCUCAGACAACAGCUUCUUGAGCAGCAGCAGCCUCCAAAAGCAAGCCCUGAGGAGAAUCAAGAAGGAAAUUUUGGUUCAGAGCACUCUGCAUCACCAUCACAAGGGAGUAGUCAACAGCAGUUUUUAGAAGUGGAAACAAAUGUGGAUGAUUCAAUGGAUAUUCAACAACAGGACAUGGAUAUAGAUGAAGGACAGGAUGUUCCUGAAGAAGAGAUUUUUGAACAAGAAGAAAAAAAAUCAGCUGUUCGCUCAAGAUCAAGAACUCGUUCAAGAUCUCGUUCAAGGUCUCCAAGAAAACGAAGGUCUAGAUCACGGUCUGGUUCUCGUAAGCGUAAACACAGAAAACGUUCACGCUCGAGAUCAAGAGAAAGGAAGAGAAAGUCAUCUCGGUCAUAUUCUAGUGAAAGAAGGGCUAGGGAAAGGGAAAAAGAACGUCAGAAAAAAGGAUUGCCUCCUAUACGCUCAAAAACACUAAGUGUUUGCAGUACUACUCUUUGGGUAGGUCAAGUAGACAAGAAGGCUACACAGCAAGAUUUAACUAAUUUGUUUGAAGAAUUUGGACAAAUAGAGUCAAUUAAUAUGAUUCCUCCAAGAGGUUGUGCUUAUGUCUGUAUGGUUCAUCGACAAGAUGCGUAUCGUGCUCUUCAGAAACUUAGUUCUGGGUCCUAUAAAAUUGGAUCUAAAAUUAUUAAGAUUGCCUGGGCUUUGAAUAAAGGUGUGAAAACAGAAUACAAGCAAUUCUGGGAUGUGGAUCUGGGAGUUUCAUAUAUUCCUUGGGAGAAAGUAAAAUUGGACGAUUUGGAAGGCUUUGCUGAAGGUGGCAUGAUUGACCAAGAAACAGUAAAUACAGAAUGGGAAACGGCCAGAAGCUCAGAAGCAGCUAAAGAAAAUAUUCAGACUACACAGAGUGCUGCAGUUGAUAAGAAUACAGUUAUUACAACACAGACAGAAGCUUAUACGCAACCAGUCACUAUGCUGCAGAUUCCAGUAGCUCCAGCUGUGCCUGCUGUUAGCUUGGUUCCACCUGCGUUUCCUGUCACAAUGUCUGUCCCUCCUCCUGGUUAUAGUGCAAUUCCUCCUCCACCCUUCUUGCGAGCGAGUUUCAACCCUUCACAGCCACCGCCAGGUUAUAUGCCUCCCCCAGUUCCUCCUGUGGUUCCACCACCUGUUGUCCCGCCACCUGUUGUCCCACCAGUUGUUCCAACACCUUUAGUACAGCCUCCAUUACCAAUUGCACAAGAGACGAUGAAGGAUGUUCCUUUUACUAGCCUUGUUCUACCAGUUGGCACAGUUACUAGCAAUCUAGCUACUCCAACAUUAUCUGCUGGAAGUGUUUUUAAUCCUCUGCCAAUCAACAAACCAGAAUCAGAUGAAAAGGGGUCACAUCUUACAGACCUUCAGAUUUCUUCCAGUGAGAACAACAGAUCUGUGCAAAAUGAUGUCUCGAGUAGCUCUGGACUUGUUGGAGGAGUGCAGCCACCCAGCGUCUCAAGCAGUUCUGGGCUUACUGCAGAAGGGCAGCCACCCACUGUCUCAAGUGGCUCUGGACUUGCAGGGGGAGUACAGCCACCUAGUGUUUCAAGCAGCUCUGGACUUGUAGGAGGAGUGCCACCACCAACUGUUUCAAGCAGUUCUGGUCUUGCAGGAGGAGUGCAGCUACCUACUGUCUCCAGUGGCUCUUCUCUUGCUGGUGGAGUUCAGCCAACCAGCGUCUCGAGUAGCUCUGGACUUAUGGCUGGAGUGCAACCACCAAAUGUCUCAAGUAGCUCAGGGCUUCUAGCUGGAGUGCAUCCACCCAGUGUCUCAAGCAGCCCUGGCCUGCUGACAGGAAUGCAGCCACCCAGUGUCUCAAGCAGCUCAGGAGUUCUGGCAGGAGUACAGCCACCGUGUGUGUCAAGCAACUCUGGGCUUCUCAUAAUGCCACCACCCAAUGUUUCAAGUAGUUCUGGACUUAUGGGAGUGCCGCCACCAAAUAUUUCAAGUAGUUCUGGACUUCUGGCAAUGCAGCAUCCAGCUGGGGUUCAAAACAUGCCUCAUUUAAAUAUUAGUAGUCAAAGGAUGCCGGGAAUGCCUCUUAUAGAUAUCCGUCCAGGCCUAAUGCCCCAUUCGCCUGGACCAAGGUUUCCAUUAAUGCAGCCAGGAAUGCCACCACAGCGUAGUAUUCCUCCUCCAGCGAUCCUUGAUCCAUCUCUUCACCCACCACCUCGAGGUCCUUUUCCUCCAGGAGAUAUUUUUAAUCAGACAGAAAGACCUUUUGGAACACCAGGAAGACAAAAUAUUGAUAGCAUUCCUAAUCCAGAGAAAAGACUACCACUUGGAGGCGAUAACAUUCAGCAGGAAGGAGAUAGAGAUUAUCGCUUUCCUCCAGUGGAAAACAGAGAUAAUCUUAGCAGACCGUCUCCAGUGGAUGUCAGAGAUUCUGUUGGACGACCACCAGUUGAUCCAAGAGAGGGUAUAGGAAGACCUCCAGUAGAUGGACGAGAACACUUUGCAAGACCACAUGUAGACAUGAGAGAGAAUUUUGGAAGACCAGGUAUGGAUAACCUUGGUCGAAGAGAGCAUUUUGGUUUCAAUUCAGACAAGCACUGGGGACAGAGAGGAGAUUAUGAUGAAAGAGAGCACCAUGCCUUCCCUAUUUAUGGUGGCCCUAAAGGCUUCCAUGAAGACAGAGAGAGGUUUCGGCAUGUAAACUAUAGGUUUGAUAGUAGAAGUGGUCCCAAUUGGAACAGAGGAUUUGAACAAGAUGCUCACAGAGAUUUUGAUGACCGCAGAAGACCCUGGGAAAGACAGAGGGAUAGGGAUGACAGAGAUUUUAAUUUUUGCAGAGAAAUUAAUGGGAACAGGUUUGGAAGAGACAGAAUGUCAAACAACUGGAUCCCCCCUCCACAUCCACGGGUUUUUGAAUAUUUUGAUGGGGCCACUUCCCAACGCAAAGCCGAUAAUAUGCCCCAGGUAAACGGUGAAAAUACAGAGACAGAAAGUCAGCCACCAACUGCACAGGUGCAGGAUGAUCCAGAACUUUAUGAAAAACUGACAUCUUCCGUCGAGAUAAACAAAGAGAAGAGUGACACAGAAGCUGAUAUAGAAAGUGAACCAGUGGUAGAAAGCACAGAAACUGAGGGGACAUAACUCAUCACUCAGUAGGUAAAAGAUACCUUUUGUAAAGUUGUCAUCUCUCUGUAAUAGAUAAAUGGCUGACUGGACCGUAGCAGUUCACUUUUGUCUGCCAGAAUUAAGUUAAUCUAAUGUUAAUGUUCAUCUUUCACUUAAAUAACUGUACAACUGACUUGUAUAGAACACUGUUCUUAAUUUGAACAUGGUAGGUAAACUUUUUUUUUAUUUCUCUGGUAAAGCAUAAACUUGCCCCCACUUGCUUUUAAUUUCACAAAAGAUAAAAGAACAGCUUGUCAAACAAAGACUUCCUAUGGAAGAAAAUGGAAUUUUUUAGAUACUACCCUUAGGUUGGCUAUCAAAAUUGUUAUACUUGAAACAGGUGCUGGUGUAUCUUGUCCGUGUUUUUAGGCUGCUGCAGAAUUUUAAAGUAUAGACAAAGCUGUGAUAUUUUAUGUUCCUACAAUUCGGCAGAAAAAGAAACGGCCCAUGUUACUUAAGGAGCAUAACACAGAGAUUAAAAGUGAUUUUGUAAAAUCUACACUAUAGUCUCUGUUUUCUCUAAAGUAAGUGUUUGUGAUUUGUUCCUCGUACUGCAGUGGGUUUAAAAAAAUGAAAAAAUACAUUUUAAUGUUGGGUGCAUUUUGUUUUUAGAUGCCAAUAAAGCAUAUUUGUUUGAUAA